Molecule: messenger RNA, 1671 nt
Organism: Aspergillus heteromorphus CBS 117.55
Lineage: Eukaryota; Fungi; Ascomycota; Eurotiomycetes; Eurotiales; Aspergillaceae
Product: Hsp70 family protein
Exons: 11
Coding region: 1-1671 (556 amino acids)
Molecular function (GO): ATP binding; ATP-dependent protein folding chaperone
Source: RefSeq, a predicted model, not a curated record
AUGGCGCAAGCGCAGGUCGGACCCUCCAUUGUCGUGGGCGUGGACUUUGGAACCACAUUCAGCGGGAUCGCGUGGGCCUUCGAGGGAUCAAUUGGCGAUGUUGAAGUUUUGUCCACCUGGCCUGGUGGAGGCAGCAGGAAUUCCGUGAAAGCCCCCUCGAGCAUCUCCUACGGAACUCAAACCAUCAGAUGGGGGUACCAGGUGGGGCCAUUCGCAGAGGCCUUCAGAGGCGUCAAGCUUCUACUCGAUAAGAAGCAGGUGACCACUUACACCCCGUCUUUGGCUUGUAAGAAGCUGCUCGCCAAGUAUAACAAAAAUGCCGUCGACGUGGUAGCGGACUACCUGGGGCACCUGAUUAAGCACAUGGAAGAAAUUCUCCAGCGACGUCUUGGAGUAGCCAGAGCAGCCAUGAAGAUGCGUUUUGUUCUCACCGUCCCGGCCGUUUGGUCCGACAAGGCCAAAGACUACACCUUGCAAGCUGCGAUGAAGGCAGGGAUCCCCCCUAGGGACGUCUCUCUCGUGGCCGAGCCAGAGGCUGCGGCUGUUUAUUCUCUUCGUGCUAUGCAGCCAAAUUCGAUUGCGGGAGACCAUGUAAUCAUCGUAUGCGAUGCUGGCGGCGGCACGGUGGAUCUCAUCUCGUACCGAGUCGCAAAGCUGGAGCCUCUCCUCCUUGCGGAGGUCGUCAAGGGAGCAGGUCGUAUUUGCGGGUCAAUGCUGUUGGAUGAGCGCUUUGAGAGCAUGCUCGAGGAAAGGAUGGGCCGUGAUAACUACGCCGCUCUGUCCGAGAAAUCGAAGGAAGCCGCAAUGUCCUACUGGCAACGUCAAGUGAAAACCAACUUUUGUGGAAAGUACGACGAGGAUUAUGCACACGUUGACUAUUUCAUCCCCAUUCCGGGAGCGCAGAAUGACCCGUCCGUUCCCAUCGAAGAUGGGUUCUUCCAACUAUCUAGUGAGGAUACUGCGAGUAUCUUUGAUCCCAUUGUUCGGGAUGUGGAAUCACUUGUUGCCGAGCAGGUCAAGGGCAUAAAGAAGAAGAAUCUGAGCCCCAAGGCAAUUAUCCUCGUCGGAGGCUUUGGCGCUUCUGAGUACCUAUUCCAUCGCUUGAAGGAAGCGAAUCCUACGGUGACUGUGAUGCAGCCACCUGACGCCGGUGCGGUUCAGCGAGGCCUUGAUGGGAAUCGGGUAGAAAGUCGCAUUGCCCGCCGCAACUACGGGAUUCAAUAUGCUCAGACGUUGGAAAAGACUGUAUCCGAAGAUAGCCCUGACAACAUGAUCUGGGAUAGACUUGAGGAGAAUUAUAAGUCCUAUGGUCAUAUGAAAUGGUUUAUCACGAAGUUCUCAGCCCUCUCCGAAAGCCAUCCGAUCAAACUCCCAUUUCAUUAUGCAAUUGAAAAAGGGAAUGUAGAAGGACUCAUUAACAAGAUCGACCUACUCUUCUGCGAUAACGACAGCGCCCCAGAAAUGAACAACGCUAAAAUCAUACGGCUAUGCACUGUGGAGGCCGACCUCACCAAAGUCCCUCGCAAGCUCUUCGAGUCAAAAUGCAACUCUAAAGGGGUGGAGUAUUUCAAAAUCAACUUCACUCUGGUCUUGAUUCCGACUUCGGCCUCCUUGGUGUUCCAACUGGAGUUCAACGGGGCGUCCUACGGGAGUGUCCGAUCGAAGUAUUAA